Messenger RNA from Asparagus officinalis (garden asparagus), 3268 nucleotides. Its product is annotated as H/ACA ribonucleoprotein complex non-core subunit NAF1-like. Lineage: Eukaryota; Viridiplantae; Streptophyta; Magnoliopsida; Asparagales; Asparagaceae. Bases 112 to 1947 code for a protein of 611 amino acids. The record is from RefSeq and is a predicted model, not a curated record. The transcript has 8 exons. Gene Ontology annotation, biological process: pseudouridine synthesis; box H/ACA snoRNP assembly; ribosome biogenesis. Gene Ontology annotation, molecular function: RNA binding. Gene Ontology annotation, cellular component: sno(s)RNA-containing ribonucleoprotein complex.
GCAGCCUACAACCGAGACUUGCGAAAAUUUCUGACUGCUGCUAUUUUUUUUUUCCAAAAUAAAUAAGUAAAUGGGCUUUAGAAAACCCCACCCAAAGAAGCCUAGUAAGUAAUGGUCCAGCAUCAUCAUCAUCAUCAUCAUCAGCAGCAGCAAGAGUGGCUUGACGAUUCUUACUUUGUUGACUUCGAUCCCAUCAAAGAGUGGCUUGUUGAUCCUGCUGAUUUCAGUCCUAUGUAUAAUUCCCUCGACAACAUCCUCAAAGAUCACAUCUUGGAGCCAUCUAUCGACGUCAAGAUGGAGAAAGUGAGCUUGGUAGAAGUUAAUAACGAUGGAGUUAGUGAGGAGAUUUGUCCAACUACUGAUCCAAUCAAGGUUGCAACUGAUUGUGAUUUGAAGGAAGAAAGCAGUGCGGGGGAGGAGGAGGAUGAUUCUUCGAGUGAUGGCUCUUCUUCUUCUUCUUCUUCUUCGAGUAGUGAUGAUGAAUCUUCGAGUAGUGAUGAGGAAGGUGAUGAGGGCAAGGGGGUAACAGCAGUUGAAGUUGAAGAGGGCGAGAUAAAGGUUGAUGAAGUGAUAUUAGGCAGCGAUGGGGAAGAGGAAGUUCCAAGAGGACCCAUCAAAUCAAAGCAUGAAAUUGAGGAUCUCCCUCCAGUUCCUCCGCUUGAAGUAUCUCUGGAACCACACCAUCAGACUUUGCCAGUUGGAGUUGUGUCGUCUAUAUUGAGCAGCAGAGUCAUUGUGGAGGGAUCGGAGAAGCACAACCCUCUCAAUGAGGGAUCCAUUCUCUGGAUUACUGAAACCAGGUUGCCGCUAGGAAGAAUCGAUGAAAUAUUUGGACCUGUGAAGAACCCCUUCUAUAUUGUCAGGUACAACUCUGAUGAUGAAGUUCCUCAAGGAAUCAGCACUGGUGUUGCCAUUUCUUUUGUUGUGGAUUUUGCCAACCAUAUUCUAAAUGAAAAGUGCCUCUAUGAGAAAGGGUAUGAUGCAUCAGGUAUCGAUGACGAGGAGGCCACUGACGAAGUGGAAUUCUCUGAUGAUGAAAAGGAAGCUGAGUACAAGAGAUCUCUCCGUCAAAGUAAGCGGGAUGCAAACUAUGGGAAACAGGAGACUGGGUUAGGCAAGAAAGCUAAUUAUAAGGGUUCCGGGUUUCAGAGGGGCCAGCAUCUCCAACCUCCUCAAUCACUGCCAGUAGCAAGAAUGAGCCAGCAACUGGCUGGCCAAGAAGGACAGGUUCAUGUAUCCCUUAAUAGUGAGGGAUACAACAAUUGCAAUUAUGAUCAUAGGGCUGCAGGUAACAUUCUUCAUACACCUCAGCAGUUGAAUACACAAGGAUUUCUACUUCAGCCCCAAUCUAUAGGGUUUCCUGCUCAAGCCCAGCCACCCAUCGGCGUCCAAGGAGGAUUUCCUCAGCCCCAUUCUGUACAGUUUCCUGCUCAAGCCCAGCCAUCCAUGGGCAUACAAGGAGGAUUUCCUCAGCCGCAGCUUAUAGCAAUACAAGGAGGACUUCCAAUGAAUUUGUUACCUUCUCAGCAGUUUGGAGAUCAAACUUAUAAUCUCCAAAACCAGAAUCAAGUUUUUAACAAUUUCGCUAGUGGAAUAAUGCCAUAUCAGCACUUGCAGCAGCAGCAGCUUGUUUCUAGAGCUGGAGUGCUCCCUGGUAACUUUCAGUGGUUUGAUGGAUUGUCAUCUUCGUCGACUCUUGCUGGGAUCAUUGGACAAUCUGGAUUUAGUCAUGUGCCAUUUGGUUAUGGUAAUCUGAACCCUUCUCAGGAGCAGAGCCAUGGGCUGCCUCCACCUGCUUUUAACCAACAAGCUGAUAUCAGGUGUGCUUCACUGCAGUUUAACCAGGGGAGGUCCUCCGCCUCCUCUAGGGGUAGGGGAAGGCGAGCUUAUCCAAGAGGUGGCCGACAGUCCUUUGCGCACCAAGGUGGCAACCAACAUAAUGGGUAGACAAAUAUGCCCAAAACAAAUCAUUUCUGUUUCCAAGUUUAUGCCAUCUGGGCUUUGGUGUUCAAAGUAAUCGAUCAUAUUUAUGUGGUGUUUAAAUUGACUAUUAGAUGUAUUAUCCAAUGACUUAUACUGUGUUGUUACUUUCCAUCUGUCUUGUAAUAGCAGCGAAAUUUUGGAACACUGUGCGGUGCACUGCAUGUCGAGAGAUGUUCUCUUUACAAGUAUAUUAUUUGAAAGAAGUUAUUGUCAUAUUGCAGGGAAAGUCCUGUCGCUUGCCAAAUUAAAAAUUUAGCUUGUAGCGGGUUCUAUAGUCAGCGACAGCUUAGUUGAAGUGUGGCCUUUUUACGAUUCAGGAAAUCAUAUUUAGUGUUGUGUUCUGAAAGUGCACAUUCAGUAAUUUUAAUUUCUGCUGGCAUCGUUUUUUGAAGUGGAUGUCCUUCGAGGACAAGAAGAAAGAUGCGCCGAAAAAGGUUAUUCCUGCAAUGACUGCUGGAAAGGAUGUUUCUUUCUUAAUUGAUGUGGUGAACUGCAUGCAAAAAGAGAACUUGGAGCUGAAGAAUCUUGUUUACCUGUAUCUUAUAAACUAUGCAAAGAGCCAUCCGGACCUAGCCAUUUUUACUGUCAAUUCUUUUGUGAAGGAGCUCCAAGUCUGAAGAGGUAGAUAUGCCUCGGAGAAUUGAAGCUCAGACUAGAGUUAAUGUUGAAGUAGAGCUUCUAUGGAGGACUUUUGCCGAGGAAUACAGUGUGAGUUGGCCAAAAGUAAAUCCUGAGAUUGUCACGAAUGUGGAGAUAUUACAAGGAGAUGGUGGCCUUGGCUCUCUCAUCUUGCUGCAAUUCAAACCUGGUGGACCGACGGUAGCAUAUCAGAAGACGAAGAUAGUGGAGUGUGACAAGGAGAAGCACCAGCUGGGUUUGCAAGUAUUGGAAGGUGGUCAUCUAAGCAACGGUUUUACCAAGUAUGAAACUUACUUCAAGCUAACACCUCUGGAUGAUUCCAAUACGUUGGUGGAUGUAGCUGUAGAAUGCGAGCCUUUGAUGUCACCAGAAGAAGAAAACCAAGAAGCAGGAGAAGAAGAGCUGAAGGCCAAGACGACAAAUUUCCCACUCCUCUUCUUUGAAAGAUUGGAGGCCUACCUAAACAAGCACGCAGCAGCGGGAUGAGCUGUGGACAAAUUUACGUCACACUUGUUUGUGUCUAUAUGCUGGGGCUGGGUGUAAUAUUGUAUUAUUGGAGCCAAUAAUGGUCUUCUUCUUCUAGUCCCUCUGGAGUUCAGUUCGUGUUUGAUUCUUGUUAACUUGGUAAAUGAAGAGCAUGCUGCGA